CACUAACACUAUCAUUCGCAACAUAUUCGUCCAUCAACAAUACGACUAAUGGUCCAUGGUUCAUCUUCGGUCAACCCUGAAGAAUUUCCCUUUCCAUCACUCUCAUCGCUAUCAACGUCAACCUACAAAAGUAAAGAAUUUGGYACAGUGGGCGUCUCCUCUCUUGGAUUGGUGUACAAGGUCUCGGGCUUCGAUCAGCUUGCAAAGUCCUCCGAACAACAGCCGGAACGAGGAGUGCAGCCGGUCGWUUCCGCUGAUUCUUCCAAUCGCAGSCRUCCACUCUUACCCGUUGCCACCGAAUCGGUUUCUCUGGGGAAGAGAAGACUCRUAUAGGGCUUUUGGGAUCAACAAAAACGUCACAAACUGCAUCAAUAUCACCAAAAGCAACAUCGUGAUCAACAACAACAACCUUCGUUCCGAUUUUUGUCAGAUGCCAGCCGGYGGGRWCAGCUGCGGAGGCAGUAAMAAUCUUAGGCGAUCUCACCGCGAACAAGGCCUCAAAAAGUCGCMUUCUGACRCAGSCACUGURACACCGUUMUCGGUUUCGUCCCUGCCCCUKUCGUUGGUCAACGCGGCSUGGUCGGUGCUGAUCCUUCUGGUUCUCGGCACACAACACGGUGGAAGUGGCCUUGUUCCCCGCUACGGAACAAGAAACGCUUUUCGAGCRGGCCGGGGUCGGUCGUGUCGCGGUSKUCAARGAUUGCAUCUACCGGGMAACUGGGGCGGUUUGUUGCURCUUCCAACCAUGAGCGGUUAUUCUGCGUUGUUUKCCGACGCCUUUCAUCCAGAGGCGUCGCACCCUUCAGMCGACAAAACCAGCGAGRACGAGAACAACAACAAGAGCAAUAACAGUGYGAAAUCACGAGAUCRCGGCAWCGAGUCGACGUGCGAGGCGGACGCUAGCARCAACUCGGGCACGCCCCAUCCGGAGGAGGAUCAGCUYUUGCUCUUUCAUUACGACUCGACGACCUCCACCCAGGACGAAGCCAAGCGAAUUGCCAAACGCCUAUCGGAAAAUGAAUCUUCCUCUUCGGUUUCCACCUUUUGUGUCACGRCCGCCUCCCAAUCCAGUGGCAGGGGGACCACCGGUCGCCAGUGGCUCGGGGCACCGGGAAACGUCUUUGUGACGAUUGGAUUCCCGAUGCAAACCUACAUGACCACGAUGCUCCGGGAGCGAAGGAUUCCCCUGACGCUCCUCCCGCUCAAGAUCGGCGACCUCACGGCUUCGCUGGUGCRGUCGGAACUCGACGACGAGAACUGCGCUGCGGUGGUGGGCGACGCGUCGGGGCCUGCCAGGGUCACGGUCAAGUGGCCCAACGAUGUGCUGGUGGACGGAAAGAAAAUCUCCGGGACCCUGAUCGAAUCGUCCAGCGAUUGGUUUCUGGUCGGGAUCGGGAUCAACGUGGCGCACGCCCCCACCGUUCCCACGACGGGGAARGACUAUGGCCGUCCCUCGGUGAGCCUCCACGAGUACUGUGGCCCGCAGCAGCAGAAACAACAACAACAACAAAGCGACGACGACGCUAUUACCGAAGCCGCCCAAAUCGAACACGCCCGUGACCUCGGCGUUGGGCUCGCCCUCGGAAUCCACCGGUGGAUACAAAACGAUCCAAGCGAGAAGGAUGGAACGGCCGAGUCGAUCGUCGAGGGAUGGAAGCGAUGGCUCGAUUGGGACGCCGAGUUGACCCUGCGAAACGACAACGAUGCGGACCAGAGCCGAAGAAAAACGGUCCGGCUGGUGGACGUCUUGCCGGACGGAAGAAUCCGCGUCCGGCACAAGGGGAGCGGCAAGGAAGAAGUCCUCGUUUCGGACUACUUUGUGUAGUGCAAAACCCGAAAUCCGCCGUGCUCUSUGGCACGAACGAUCCUAGGUAUUAAACCAAAGCUAUUUCU
Messenger RNA from Pseudo-nitzschia multistriata, 1893 nucleotides. The record is from the annotation of a GenBank genome assembly. NCBI's taxonomy places the organism in Eukaryota, Bacillariophyta, Bacillariophyceae, Bacillariales, Bacillariaceae.